AUGGGCGUCAACAAUGCUGGCAGUACCACUCGGCCUACCGAAGAGGAUCAGCUGGCUGCUUAUAUUCCCCCUGAUGCUCCGCCAUGGUACAAGCAGGGUCACCUUCUUCAUCUCAACUUCAUCAUCGUCUCCCUGGUGAUGUACUCAUCGGCCAACGGCUUCGAUGGAUCAUUAAUGAACGGUCUCGAAGCCUUGGAUCAGUGGAAGGAUUUCAUGAAUCAUCCAGCAGGCUCCUGGCUUGGAUGGAUUAACGCAAUCUACUGGCUAGGAUGCGGUGUUGGAUACCCGACAGCAUCAUGGAUUGCCAAUCGCUGGGGACGCAAGCCUGGUGUCUAUGUUGGAUACUGCUUCUUGGCACUUGGCUGUGCGCUUCAAACCGCGGCUCCAAACGAUAAGGCUUUCUUGCUUGCUCGUCUCUUCCUUGGUGCUGCUUCUGCUCUAUUUGGAAAUGCCGUCCCCCUCCUAAUCAACGAAAUUGCAUACCCGUCCCACCGUGGCAUUCUCAACUCCCUUUUCAUGUCAGGAUGGUAUGUGGGAGGUACUGUGGCUGCGUGGGUAGUAUUCGCGUCGCGAGACUACUCAUCUUCUUGGGCAUGGCGUUUGCCAUCGCUCCUUCAGCUCCUGGUGCCGCUUGUUGGGUUUCCAGGGUUUUUCCUGGCACCAGAGAGCCCUCGGUGGUUGGUGUCUGUUGGACGCGAUGAUGAGGCCCGUGCAAUUCUCACUCGUUAUCAUGCUGCUGGUGAUGAGAACUCACCUCUGGUCAACUACGAAUUCCAAGAGAUUAUCGCCACCAUUCGAGCGGAGCAACAGGCAGCUAGCGAUGGCAGUUAUCUGGAAAUGAUCAAGACCGCCGGUAACCGCCGUCGCUUGAUGAUUUCCAUUACUCUGGGUAUGUUUGCCCAGUGGGUCGGCAAUGGAGUCAUCUCAUACUAUCUCUCCCUUAUCUUGACCUCGGUGGGAGUGACCAAUGUUCGUGACCAGACUCUCAUUUCGGCCUGCUUGCAGAUGUGGGAUCUGGCAUUCGCUGCGCUCGGUGCUUAUUUGAGUGACCGGCUUGGACGCCGCCCUCUCUUCCUCGCGUCAGCUGUUAUCAUGUUCGUGAGUUAUGUACUGGUCACGGCUCUUUCGGGGGUCUUUCGCGGUCACACAAAAUACCGCGACUGGCGGUGCCGUCAUUCCGUUCCUGUUUAUCUUCUUCGCAGGUUAUUGCAUUGCGCUGUAAGCUUCUUUUCGUUCGUUACCCUUUCUUACCAACCCAUCACUGACUCAAUACCAAUCACUCUCAGGACCCCCUUCCUUACCGGAUAUCCCUGUGAAAUUUGGCCCUACCGUCUCCGGUCCCGCGGCCUAACCGUUACCUGGGUUGCGACGAUCGUCGGCAUGUUUUUCAACACCUUCGUCAACCCAAUUGCGCUAGCUGCCAUUGCCUGGAGAUACUACAUUGUGUUCAUCGCCGUGCUGCUUGUGUUUGGUGUCACCGCAUUCUUCUUCUACCCUGAAACUAAGGGAUAUUCGCUCGAACAAAUAGCCGUGAUCUUUGACGGUCCAGAAGCAUUGGUUGGGAAUGCUACCGAUAUUGCGAAUGCCACUGAAGAUUUGAAGGAGUCUGGCUCAUUUACUGCUCAUGAGGAGUCUGUUUGA
This is a messenger RNA of Penicillium atrosanguineum, 1641 nucleotides long. RefSeq names its product ankyrin. Gene Ontology annotation, cellular component: membrane. The record is from RefSeq and is a predicted model, not a curated record. Gene Ontology annotation, biological process: transmembrane transport; carbohydrate transport. Bases 1 to 1641 code for a protein of 546 amino acids. The transcript has a single exon. Gene Ontology annotation, molecular function: carbohydrate:proton symporter activity. NCBI's taxonomy places the organism in Eukaryota, Fungi, Ascomycota, Eurotiomycetes, Eurotiales, Aspergillaceae.